GCGUGUUCUGGGGGCGGGAGCGGUCCUCAGCUCGACCCAGUUUGAAAGUGAACGGACUGUCCAGUCUUCGCUUCAGCCACCAGACGUCAACAAUUAGCCUACUUGUCAACAAAAAAGAACAAAAAUAAACAGAAGCCCCGAUCCCGAGUGUGCUUCAACCUGCCGUCGGCCCUCCUAACGAGCCGCCACCAUGAUGCGAAAGGACGUGAACAAGCCCAAGGGGAAGACGUCUGCGUACGCUUUCUUCGUGCAGACGUGUCGAGAGGAACAUCGCAAGAAGAACCCGGAGCAGUCAGUGAACUUUGCCGAGUUCUCCAAGAAGUGUUCAGAGCGAUGGAAGGGUUUGUCUCCCAGUGAUAAGAAGUGUUUUGAGGACAUGGCCAAGGCCGACAAAGUGCGUUACAACAGGGAGAUGAGAGAUUACGUCCCACCCAAAGGCUUUGGAAAGAGGGGGCGCAAGAGGAAAGACCCCAACGCACCCAAGCGGCCACCGUCGGCGUUCUUCGUGUUCUGCAGUGAGUACCGUCCCAGCGUGAAGCAGCAGUACCCCGGGCUCUCCAUAGGCGAUUGCGCCAAGAAGCUGGGUGAGAUGUGGAGCAAGUUAUCACAGUCUGACAAGCUGCCGUACGAGGAGAAGGCGCAGAAACUCCGGGAGAAAUAUGACCGGGAUAUGGUAGCGUAUCGGGGUGGCGUGUCAUAUGCCAGGAACCCCGGUUCAUCCGCUCAGGGUGGUGAGGAAGAGGAGGAUGACGAAGGCGAGGAUGAUGAUGAAGAGGAUGAUGAUGACGAGUAGGGACCCACGGUUGUAUGUAUGUGUGUGUGCGUGUGUGUGUGUGCGUGUGAGAGAGGAGGGGUCAAGUCAAGCCGUUCAAACAUUUUGCUUUUUCUUUUUAAGACAAAUACGUCUCCAAGCUGCUGAUUGGCUUAUAAAGUGGCAGGGGCGGAGCUUCACAGGAGGCUCAGUUACAGCCAAUCAGAGACACUUGUCUUGCCACGGUGACAGCCACCCCCCCAAUGGGCUGAUGCCUUUUAAAAAUUGUAAUUACUUGAGUUCUCAAAGCACCUUGCUUCCUGUGUGGUGGGUUCCAGAUGUGACAUAAACACACUCUGGAUGAGUGAUUUAGUGCGUGUGCGUGUGUGUGUGUAGGUAAGGUGAGGUCCGAGGACGGUGAUAAUAGAGACCCCUCCCCACAACCACCACUGUUGCCAUGGUUACCCCAACACCAGCCCCCUCCCCUCAGCCAUGCUUACCUGUAUGUUGCCAUGGAGACCCUGGACUAUUCAUUGUCAUGCUUUUAUUUGUUUGUUUUUGUUCACAGUCAAUGUAGAAACAACUUUUAUAAUAAAACAAGAGAGGAAAACGCA
Hippocampus comes (tiger tail seahorse) is the source of this 1365-nucleotide messenger RNA. RefSeq names its product high mobility group protein B2-like. The record is from RefSeq and is a predicted model, not a curated record. The transcript has 5 exons. Gene Ontology annotation, biological process: regulation of transcription by RNA polymerase II. The coding region runs from base 191 to 793 and encodes 200 amino acids. NCBI's taxonomy places the organism in Eukaryota, Metazoa, Chordata, Actinopteri, Syngnathiformes, Syngnathidae.